CGUAACACCUACACAAUGUUAGAUCGCAGUCUCGCAACGACAUCCAUUUGAACAGUCUCAUCCUUCAAGAAAGUUGCUUUUAUUCCAACUCGGUUUCCAGCCACACGUCGUUCUUCGCGCGCACGUGGAGAGCUCCUAAUGACGGUGUGCAGGUAAUACUUUGAGGGCCCUGUAAGACAUGUCUGAAGAGGCAAUUUCAGAAAGUGACCUGGAGGCCAGUCUUGAUAGUGAAGAGGAGUGUAUGGAAAAUGAGGAAGAAGAUGAUGAGGACAUGGAGGAAGAUGAGGAUGAAAAUGAUGGAGAUGAUGAAGAUGACAGUGUUGACCGACCUUCAAGUGCCCAGAGUCAAACAGAAGGUGCUCAGCAUGACGUGGAUUCUACUUCAGCUACCUCUAGAGAGCCCUCCUCCGAUCCGCCGUCUCAGCCCACAUCCCGUCCAUCCUCUAGACCUGCCUCUCGUUCUCAGCCUCCAACCAGCCCAGACAACUCAAGCCAGAGCAAACUAAUCUCCAAUAAAACAAAGAAACAAAAAGCCUCUAAAAUAACCAAAUCAUCUAAGUCUUCGUCAAAAGGCUCCAAACCUCACAAGCCACCUAAGCCUGCAAACAUGAGAAAGAAUAUCAGAAAGCUACUGCAAGAGGAUCAGCUGGAGGCUGGGACCAAGGCAGCUCAGCAGGAAGAGAUGGAGAGGCGAAAACGACUGGAGCAGCAGAGGAAGGACUUCCCUACACCAGUGCCAGCUGUCCCAGACUCUCAACUAGCAGUGAGUGCUGCAGCAUUAUUGGGAGAUGUAUCUCAGUUGGUCCCUGCUCUCCUGGGCAAGCAGGAUGUGAUCUGUCUGGACAGCAGUGGUGAGGAAGAUGAAAAAGUGGAGCCAAAGUUGCCCACACUUGCCAUUAGAGAUGAUGUAAUUGAGCUUAGUUCUGGGGACGAAGAUGCCCUGCAGAUAAGCAGCGAGUCGGCUGAUGAGGAUGUUGAAGGCGGCACUGGCUCAGAGGAGAGCAGUGGUGCUCACAUCAAUGAUGCUUUGAACCUGCCUGACGCUCAGGGCCGAGUGUUGGUUAAUAUCAAUCACCCUGCAGAGGAGAAGGACAUUUUCCUCGCCCCGCAGCUAGCCAAAGCUGUCAAACCUCAUCAAAUUGGGGGAAUCCGGUUUCUCUAUGAUAACCUCAUUGAGUCUCUGGAGCGAUACAAGACCAGCAGUGGCUUUGGCUGCAUCCUGGCUCACAGCAUGGGGCUGGGCAAGACACUACAGAUAAUUUCCUUCAUUGACAUCCUGCUGAGGAACACUGAGGCUCACACUGUGCUGGCCAUUGUCCCAGUGAACACACUUCAGAAUUGGCUGACAGAGUUUAACCUCUGGCUCCCACCUCAGGAGGCUCUUCCUCCUGACAUUGAUCCCACAUUUGUGACUGGCCGCACAUUCAAAGUUCACAUUCUUAACGAUGAGCACAAAACAACACUGGCCAGGGCCAAGGUUGUGGAGGAUUGGUCCAGAGAUGGGGGUGUAUUGUUGAUGGGUUAUGAGAUGUACCGCCUGCUGACCAUGAAGAAGACCUUUGUGAUGAGCAAGAAAAGGAAAUCAAAAAAACCUGCUGGACCAGUCAUCAUUGACCUGGAUGAAGAGGAUAGACAGCAAGAACUCAUGAAAGGAAUUGAAAAGUCCAUAGCACGGCCUGGCCCUGAUGUGGUGAUCUGUGAUGAAGGCCACCGUAUAAAAAACUAUCAUGCCAGCACGUCACAGGCCCUGAAGAACAUCCGUUCCAGGCGCAGAGUGGUUCUGACAGGUUAUCCACUGCAGAACAACCUGACUGAGUAUUGGUGCAUGGUGGACUUUGUCAGGCCUGACUUUUUAGGCACACGUCAGGAGUUCAGCAACAUGUUUGAGCGUCCCAUUCUGAAUGGUCAGUGUGUGGACAGCACACCCCAAGAUGUUCGCUUGAUGCGCUACCGCAGUCACGUGUUGCACAGCUUGUUAGAGGGUUUCGUACAGAGGAGAGGACAUGAUGUACUGAGAGACCAGCUUCCAUCUAAACAGGAGCAUGUGAUCUUAGUGCGGCUCUCACCUGUUCAGAGGGCUCUGUAUACUGAGUUCAUGAAGCGCUUUCGAGAAGCUGGGAACAGUGGCUGGCUCGGCCUCAACCCACUCAAAGCCUUCUGUGUUUGCUGCAAGAUCUGGAAUCACCCAGACGUUCUCUACGAAGCCCUGCAGAAGGAGAAUCAAGCCAACGAGCAGGACCUGGACCUUGAUGACAUCACCUCAGCCAGUAACCCUCGCUGCCCUGCACCUGGUGCAGGCCUGAAGACCAAAGUAGCAGACUCAAGCAACAGCAAAGUAAACAGCACCCUGCAAACUCUCAAUGUCUCUCAGGAUAGAGCCAAUCAGGUCAUCACAUACGAAUGGGCAAAGGACAUAAUGUUCAACUACCAGACAGGGGUUCUGGAGAACUCGGCCAAGAUGGUUCUGCUCUUCUACUUGAUUGAUGAAAGCGUCAGGAGAAGAGACAAGAUUUUGGUUUUUAGUCAAAGUUUAUCCACCCUGACGGUCAUUGAGGACUUCUUAUCAAAGAGGCCGAUGCCCCAAGGCAUCGUCUCCACUGACAGCCAAAACCAAAACUGGGUUCGAAACCUCAACUACUACAGACUGGAUGGGAGUACAUCAGCUACAGAAAGAGAGCGGCUUAUCAAUCAGUUUAAUGACCCCGAGAACAACACAACAUGGGUCUUCCUGCUUUCGACCAGAGCGGGUUGUUUGGGGGUGAAUCUGAUUGGGGCCAAUCGUGUCGUCGUGUUUGAUGCAUCCUGGAACCCUUGCCAUGAUGCCCAAGCAGUGUGCCGCGUGUACCGUUAUGGUCAGAGAAAACCCUGCCACAUUUACCGCCUCGUCUGUGACUUCACCCUGGAGAAGAAGAUCUAUGACAGACAGGUCUCUAAACAGGGCAUGUCCGACCGUGUGGUUGAUGACUUGAACCCGGUGCUGAACUUCACACGUAAGGAAGUGGAGUCGCUGCUGCACUUCGUGGAAGAGGAGCCUGAAGCUGAGAAAUUCUCUCUGGAAUCACGGCAGGACUUUGAGGCAGUGAUGCAUCAAGCUUGUCAGCUUUACCCUAACCUCAUCACCAAGCCACCUUUCCAGCACGAGUCUCUGUUGGUGGACCGCAAGGAGUCAAAACUAACCAAAGCAGAGAAGAGAGCUGCGAAGAAGAGCUAUGAGGAUGAAAAACGAGCCUCUGUACCGUACUCUCGCCCUUCUUAUGCCCCCUAUUACCCAACAAAUGAACAUACACUGGCAAGCUUUGCAGCAUUUAACCAACGUGGCUGGCGCCACCUGACUCGGCCAGAUGACAAACCAGUAGCAAGUGUCAGACCCAUCCAGUCGACGCCAAUCCCAAUGAUGCCUCGGCAGGUUGGCAUGGGCAUGGCCGGUUCCACCUCGGCCAGCAGCCUCCCUGUCAACUUCCUGCAGAAAGCUGGAGUUUACGUGCAAAGAAUUGUCACCACAACUGAUAUUGUAAUUCCAGGAGCAAACAGCACAACAGAUGUUCAAGCUCGCAUUAACGCGGGAGAGAGCAUUCAUGUUAUAAGAGGAUCUAAAGGUACUUACAUCAGAACGAAUGAUGGAAGAAUUUUUGCUAUUCGAUCUGGGAAAAUAAGUCGACCAGUGACAGGGGGGCCUGCCGCUUUAAGAGAAAGCCAAGCUCCCUUGAUUCAUCCUGUCAGUAAUGGCUGUUCAUCUCCUGUGGAUCAACAGCAGCGCUCUCCUAAUGAUGAGCAGCGGUCUUCCUCUCCUUUGGGGUCUGAAAUUCUCAGAGAGCUCAGCCGCUACACCUCAUCCACAGGUGAUGCCUCUGCUGGUACGGAAAACCUGCUGCCGUCACCGUCAGAAGUGUCAUUGGUGCCAGCAGGGAAUGGAGGCGGUGCACAGAUGGGGGAUCUCAGUAGGCAACUUGGUGAUGACCUCCUGAGUUCAGCGUUAGAAAUGCGAGGCAAUAAACGCAGACAUAGUGACAGCCAAGGCAAUGCACAAGGAGGAAGCAAACGUGUGUCCGCUGCAGCCCAUUUCCCUGGACUGUCAAUGGGCUCCAGUGGACUCAGUUUUCCUCCUGUGGGUCUGAACUCUUCCUCCCUUCUGGGGAACCUAAGCCACAUGAGUCACCCACUUCUCAUGGCUGGUGGUGGUGGGUCAUCAUUCCUUCAAACGCCAGGACAAACGCUGGCUGAUCUACAGACCAUGUUCCCCUCAGCAGGAACAGACCUACUGAGACAACCUGCCACAGGAAACGGGCAUCUUCUUACCCCCUCGUCAUCCUCAGCUUUCUCCUCUGCCUCUACCACCAUUCCUAUGUCAUCUACACCCUCAGCUGCAACGUCCUCCUCCCUCCCGUCAGGUUCUUUGCCUCCAUACUUGAUGAACCCCAACAUGGCUGGCCUGCUUUCAUCUAGUUUCCCUCUCAGCUACAGCCAGUCAUUGCUCUCUGAGCCAAGGAUGUUCCCCACCCCUCUCCUCCCGGGAUCAGGGAGGUUCUCUGCUCCUAACUCCAACUCCGCUACAUCCAGUUUUCUCUCACCUUUCAACAACCCAACUUCCAGCCUGCUAGGAGCUGCUCUGACCCAACCAGACAGACAUCCAAGUGAAGUAAAUGGAGGCGACAGUUCUGACGAUGACGUUAUAGAGGUGACAGGACAGUAGAGUCUCAAAAAGUCCCACAAAAGUCAUUUUUACCCUGAGUAAAUUAGGAAUGGGAUUGAGGUGAUUGUUUUUUUUGUUUGUUUGUUUUUUUGUUUUUUUUUAUACAAAUAAGAUUAUUAUGAAAAAAAAGAAGCUUCAGUAAUUAGGAUGACAGUGGAUCUAAACAGAUAAAAAAAAAUAUAUUUGAAUAAAUAAAUAAAUUCUUUAAAGUUUAAUCCUGAAUGGCUACAAAAUAAUAAAGUCUGCAAAGUGUGAUGAAGUCACAUUUUGACACUUUUCCGUUUACCAGCAUUUUCCCGUUCCUAAUGCUGUCACUAAAGCCAACACAUGGACUCUUACCUGCAAGAGAAUCACUUCCUACCAAUGACUUCAGAAAUCUUUAUACUGAAUAUCCCAAACUGGAACAAAACAGCGGUGGGAAACAGAUCCUUGUUAUACGAGGACCAGCUGAAUCUUUCGGGGGUUGUACGCUGCCUCCUCUGCUCCAUUUUUACAACAGGCCUGGCCGUGCAGUUUUACUUUGUCAGACUUCAGAUGAAGUGAUGUUACUGAAACUGCUUAGUGUUGGAUUUUCUCAUUGUGUAUUGUGGCUAAAUACUUGGGUGCAAUCAUGUUAUUUGUUGCACGUCAAUGUUUAAUGCCUAGUUUCCUUUACUGUGGUAAACUGUGUAACGCAGAGAAUAGAAACCCUCAGUAGGUAACGUGGUGUUUGUCAAACUCCACUAUAUAUUUAGAGAAAAUCCUUCAAGGCUUACCUUUAACAACAGAAAUUUUAGGCUUUCUGAGCAUAUUUUAGUCUUUAGCAGUUUGAUAGACAUUGUAGCACCCCCUGUUGAAAGAUAUGUGUGAUACUAUAACUCAUGUUGAUACUUUGUAAAUAAGUCAUUAUCAUUGUUUAUAUUGCAAGUCAAUACUGUGCAGUGUGUAGAUUUUGGCCGUAGGGAGAUGGUUUAUUACUAUACUGAUGAUCAUUAUGAUAAACUCACCCUGGCACCGAUGCUGGAGAAACAAAUUUCUGUUUUUUUUUUUGUUUUGUUUUUUUUCCCCUGAAAAGUAAAAUGAAUGUAUUUUCAUGUUAGCUAUGGACAGCACAGGGAUUGGGGCAUAGAUUCAUAGUGUCUGCUUUCAUUUUAGCCUUAAGUAACACAAAGGGGUCUUGAGUAUUUGUAUUUAUGUUUAGUGAAUCCUUUCUACAAAUCUGUUAGAACUACUGACAUUAAAAAAAUCGAUGUCAACCUCAAAAUGCAAGUUCAGCACAGGCGCCUCAUUGUGACUGAAAGCGACAAGUUUGAAAGCCAAAAGGAGCUCAAACCAAGGAGUUACGUUACUAGGUUCAUUCACAGGUCCUUUUAUGAAUGUUUUGCUUUUGUUUUUGGUUUUUUUACCCCAGUUCUGAAGGAAGUCUCCCAACCUCUUAUGAUCAGUUCACAGACAUGGUAAUUAAAUCAUUUGAUGAGAACAAAUAAUACCUAAACCAUAGAAAACCAUCUGUAUCUGUGCAGCCUCAGAAAAUGAAACCUUCUGUUGUAGCCACCAACCAUCCUAAUAGAUAUCUUUAAUAUUUCAGUCCGACUGCCUGUGACUGUGGCAGAACCAGGUCAGGUGAUGUGGUGGCCUUACAAAACUGACAGUGCCAUUAUGUGGUAACUCUUCACUUAAAUGCAGUGCGGUGUAAGUAGUUUCUGUCAGUGAUGUCAGUGUAGGUUUGCUUUAGGGAGUUUAGGUCUUUGCUGUUCUCCGUAGCCGUCUGUUUCUGUGCCGUCUUGAUGCCUCGGGGUGUUUUAGAUUUAGGAAAGUCACACUCCAUCGUUGCGAAACUAGUUUAGAUGCAGCGUUUUAUUUUUUGUUUGUUUGUUUUUUUUUUUACACUGGAUAACCUGAGACAACAGAUCAUUCCGUAUGGAGUUAUUUUUAUGGAAGGGGAUUUUAUGUAUCCCCACCAUUCUGAUUACUGUUAAUUUUUUAUCUGCUACUGGCUCCUUCUCUGUCUUUAGGGCUAUUUCAUUACAAUCAAGAGGUUUGCGGUUUUCUUCAGCUUGUUACGAGAACUUGUGAUUUGGUUCGCUUUUGAUUUGAAGGUGGAGGUAGCACUUUGUAAGGAAUGUGAACUUUACAAGGUACAUCAAACUGAGUUGACCCCAUGUCUUUAUUCUCUGUUCUUCAAUCAGUUGGAAACUCUACAUCUUCUGUUUAUCUGGAAUAUUUUUAUUCUCCCCCAUUACCUACAGCAUUUCACUCACAUGACAGUUGUGUCCCUAAAUUCAGUAAAAGUGACUGAAAUGUACUUAUUUAUGAUGUAAAAUAUAUUGGGUUUUUUUGUAAUUGCGUUUUUUAAAACUUUUUUGUUCACUUUGACUCAUUAAUGGCUGACCCAGUAAGAAUUUCAUACAUGCAGCCUAAAAUCAAAGUUAAAUAUGACUGUGUUAUCAAUGUUAUUUUAACAAUAAAACAAUGUUCUAUUGUAGUGUAAA
Melanotaenia boesemani (Boeseman's rainbowfish) is the source of this 7161-nucleotide messenger RNA. RefSeq names its product RAD54 like 2 (gene rad54l2). The coding region runs from base 179 to 4690 and encodes 1503 amino acids. Gene Ontology annotation, molecular function: ATP binding; ATP-dependent chromatin remodeler activity; ATP hydrolysis activity. The record is from RefSeq and is a predicted model, not a curated record. Lineage: Eukaryota; Metazoa; Chordata; Actinopteri; Atheriniformes; Melanotaeniidae. Gene Ontology annotation, cellular component: nucleus. The transcript has 22 exons.